AUGAAUCUACUCUUUACAGUCGUCAAGGGGACCCGAUUCUUACAUCCACGAUGGCAGAGGCCUUUCUUGUUCACCUCUGCAAACCCCCCUGACAGCCUGGCCGUGCCCAUUGAGUUUGAAACCGGCCAAGCAGGGCAAGAAGUGCCUCUAACGGAGAAGUCCCGCAUCGAUAUGAAACAAGUGCCGCUUAAAAGCUCAAACUUGCCAGAAAGUAGAGCACCAAAGGUGUGUGAAGCCUGCAAAAGUAAAAGUGAGGAUGACAACGACAUAAUGGAAACUCUUUGUAAAAAUGAUUUUGCGCUGAAAAUAAAAGUGAAGGAGAUCACGUACAUCAACCGCGACACCAAGAUCAUCCUCGAGACCAAGAGCAAAACCAUUUACAAGCUGAACGGGGUGUCGGAACGAGACCUGAAGAAGUCGGUGCUGUGGCUGAGAGACAGCUUGCAGUGCACCUGCGAGGAGAUGAACGACAUCAACGCGCCCUAUCUGGUCAUGGGGCAGAAGCAGGGCGGAGAGCUGGUGAUCACCUCGGUGAAGCGGUGGCAGAAGGGGCAGAGAGAGUUCAAGCGCAUCUCCCGCAGCAUCCGCAAACUGCAGUGCUAGCUGCUCCCAGCGCCCAGGUGGCCCCUGGUGGCGGGCAGGCGGGUGGGCUCCAGAGCUGGCUGACCCGUUCUCCUCCCGGGACUCAGCCCUCCUUCCCAAGCACAGCCCCUGCAGCUCCAGCCCCAACCCGGAGUUCCGCGCCCCUGCCUUUUGCACGUUUGCACCCCCAGCGUCUCCUGAGUUUAAGACCCCAGCAAUGUAUAGCUGUUUUCACCUAAAGAAAAAAAAAAAUAACUCACCCAAAUCUUGUAGACAUAUUCAAACGAAUAAAACCAUGAAUAUUUUUAUGAAGUAUUAAAAUAGCUCACUUUUUUUUUAAUAGCUCACUUUUAAGCUAGUGUUGAAUAGAUAGAUGCAACUGUGACUUGGGUCUUUGUGUUUUUUUUCUUCCCCCUGUUUGGAUCAGCUGGUUUUACUUUUAUGGAGGUUGUGUACGUAACAUGCAAAUGGCCCCAUUUUUCUGUGUGGUGUGGGCCUGUUGAGAUAAAGCUGGCCGUUAUCUCUGCUGACUCGGUGUCCAAGUGUCAGGACAAUUCACCUGUCAUGUUGCACCCUAGUUGGCAACUUCUAGCUGUUGCGUGUAUUACAUUUUCCAGCUACAAUCCUUCUAUUGGUUUCUUACAAAAAUCAUUAUUUUUAAAAGAUUAAACAAAACACAAUGUUAACCAUGAAUCAGAGCAUGAUUUUAUCAGAUUAAGAAACAAACAAGAUAAAUUAACCCAAGUACGUUAAGCUUUGUUUAAAAUAUUUCUUUACUUAAUUUUGCAAAUUAAAGCAUUAUGGCUUACCUGUAAUAUACAUAGCAGCUUACCUUCCAAAGUUGUAAAAAUACUGCUUUAACUAACACUGUAAAUAUUUCAGAUAAACAUUAUAUUCUUGUAUAUAAACUUUA
Molecule: messenger RNA, 1495 nt
Organism: Echinops telfairi (small Madagascar hedgehog)
Lineage: Eukaryota; Metazoa; Chordata; Mammalia; Afrosoricida; Tenrecidae
Gene: SFRP2
Product: secreted frizzled related protein 2
Exons: 4
Coding region: 1-603 (200 amino acids)
Molecular function (GO): protein binding
Source: RefSeq, a predicted model, not a curated record